Molecule: messenger RNA, 4091 nt
Organism: Poecilia reticulata (guppy)
Lineage: Eukaryota; Metazoa; Chordata; Actinopteri; Cyprinodontiformes; Poeciliidae
Gene: btbd7
Product: BTB (POZ) domain containing 7
Biological process (GO): morphogenesis of a branching epithelium
Molecular function (GO): protein binding
Source: RefSeq, a predicted model, not a curated record
UCAUUUCAGCCACCUUGGACUCGUAGGCUUCGGGAUAGGCCGUAAAAACCACCCAACAAGGCGUUGUGGGGGAAAUACCGAGCCGAACCGAGACUAAAUAAAGCUUUAGUUCAGUUUUAGGUGGAGAUAGAUUCUCAGAAAUGAGGGGAAGUCGACGGAAGUGGAAAAGGUUUCGCAUUUUAACGGUUUAAUUUGGUGGCUGACGUCGAUCGGAGCGUAAUGAGCAGAGUUAGAGAAAGAAGGAGCUGAGCAGCUUUUUUUUUUUUCCUCCCUUCCUCUGCUGAUCAGACAACUUGGACCGGACUGAACUGCGCUGUGAUCCGGGGACAAGCUAUGGACAGGAAGCUCUGAAGUUCCAGCGGCCGGGGCCUGGGGCUCGGAGGAGGCUUCAGGAGGUCCAUGCCCGACCCCCACAGCUGAGGACCGAGCAAGAUGACUCAGCACCUGGGGGCCCCCCCAAAAAACAAGUGAAGAGCCGUAAGGAUGGGGGCCAAUGGAUCCAGUUAUCCACACUCCUGCUCCCCGCGCAUCGGGGGAAACACACAGACGCAGCAGACCUUUAUAGGAACGUCUUCAUACUCCCAACAGGGUUAUGGCUGGGAGUCCAAGCUAUACAGCCUGGAGCACGGCCAUGAGCGACCGGCGGACAGGAAGAAGAAGAGCCUGGGUCUGGCGACGCUCAAACGGCGGUUCAUCAAAAGGAGGAAGUCCAGCCGCUCAGCGGACCACGCCCGGCAGAUGCGGGAGCUCCUGUCUGGUUGGGACGUCCGCGAUACCAACGCUCUGGUGGAGGAGUACGAGGGAACCGCUGCCCUCAAGGAGCUGAGCUUCCAGGCCAGCCUGGCCCGCUCCGAGGCCCCCAGCCUGCAGCGCGACCUGGCCGCGCUCUAUCAGCACAAGUACUGCACUGACGUGGAUCUCAUCUUCCAGGGAACCUGCUUCCCGGCUCACCGCGCCAUCCUGGCCGCCCGCUGCCCCUUCUUCAAGACCCUGCUCUCCUCUUCUCCCGGUUACGGCGCCGAGGUCCUCAUGGACGUCGACACGGCCGGCAUCGAUGUGCCCAUGUUCUCCGCUCUCCUUCAUUACCUGUACACGGGGGAGUUCGGGGUGGGCGGAGCCAAGGACAGCCGGCUGCAGAACGUGGACGUGCUGGUUCAGCUCAGCGAGGAGUUCGGUACGCCCAACUCCCUGGAAGCGGACAUGAAGGGCUUGUUUGACUACAUGUGCUACUACGACGCUCUGCUCAGCUUCUCCUCCGACUCUGAGAUGAUCGACGGCUCUAACGAGAGAGGAGCGGUUGCUGCGGUGCCGACGGGCGGCUCAGGAAGCGGUGGCGGGGCGACCCCAGAGGAGGACCUCAGGGCCCACAAGGCCAUCCUCUCUGCGCGCUCGCCGUUCUUCAGGAACCUUUUGCAGAGGCGCAUUCGCACGGGGGAGGAAAUGACGGAGCGCACGCUGCAGACACCCACCAGGAUAGUUUUGGACGAGUCCAUCAUCCCACGAAAAUACGUGCAGGUCAUCCUGCACUGCAUGUAUACGGACGUGGUGGACCUGGGGCUGGUGCUGCGCGGCAGCCCGUCUUCAUGCAGUUUGGGCGAGGUGCAGGCCCUCGUUUCAGGGUGCAGGGGGGCGAGCACGCGCACGGAGGAGGCCAUGGAGCUCUACCACAUCGCACUGUUUCUGGAGUUCAGCAUGCUGGCUCAAGGGUGCGAGGACAUCGUUGUGGAAAGUUUGUCCCUGGACUCUCUGGUCCCCAUCCUGAAGUGGAGCUCCCAGCCGUACGGCUCCAAGUGGGUCCACAGGCAGGCCAUGCACUUCCUGUGUGAGGAGUUCAGCCAGGUGGUGACCUCUGACGUCCUAUACGAGCUCGGCAAAGAGCACCUCCUCAACGCCAUUCAGUCCGACUACCUGCAGGCGAGUGAACAGGACAUUCUGAAGUAUGUCGUAAAGUGGGGCGAGCAGCAGCUGAUUAAGAGGAUGGCAGACAGGGAGCCCAACCUGCUGAGCGGCACAGCCCACAGCGUCAACAAGAGAGGCGUGAAGAGGCGAGACCUGGACGUGGAGGAGCUGAGGGAGAUCCUUUCUCCUCUCCUGCCCUUCAUUCGGACGGAGCACAUCCUGCCUCCCAACAGCGACGUCCUCGCCGACGCCCUGAAGAGGGGUUUGAUCAGCACCCCUCCGUCAGACAUGCUGCCCAUGGCUGAGGGGGGCAAGGCCAACGCCUGGCUGCGGCAGAAGAAUGCAGGGAUCUACGUCCGUCCGCGCCUCUUCUCUCCGUAUGUGGAGGAAGCCAAGUCUGUGCUUGAUGAGAUGAUGGUGGAGCAGACGGACUUGGUGCGUCUGAGACUGGUGCGGAUGUCCAACGUCCCGGACACACUCUACAUGGUGAACAACGCCGUGCCUCAGUGCUGUCACAUGAUCAACCACCAGCAAAUGGCGGGCAGCUCCAGCACGGCUCCCUCUGUCGUGGCCAAUGAAAUACCAGUGCCUCCACUGUCUGUGGUGAAGGAUAUGAUCCGCAGGCUGCAUGAACUGAGGCACACGGAGCAGGUCCAGCGAGCGUACGCCCUGAACUGUGGCGAGGGAGCCACGGUCAGCUACGAGCUGCAGCUGAGGGUGCUGAGGGAGUUCGGCCUUGCAGAUGGAGCCACGGAGCUGCUGCAGAACCCAUCCAAGUUCUUCCCAGAUGAGCGUUUUGGAGACGAGAGUCCGAUUCUGGCCCUGCGUCAAGUGGGCCGUUGCCGCGUCAACAGCAGUCCGGCUAUGGACAGCAUGAUAACGGACCUGGAAGGAGUGGCAGGCUUCCACCCUCCGCUGCCUCCUCCGCCUCCUCCCUACCACCCUCCCGCCACGCCCAGCCAUGCCCAGCUCAAAGGGGGCUGGCGACCUCGGGUUCCCAUGCCAACCCCAACCCGCUCCUUCUCCUACCCCUGCAACCGGACCCUGAUCCAGCGCCACGCUGCUUCCAAACAUGGCGGUUCGGAGUACUCCUCGGCGCCCAGAUCCCAGCCUCCAGACUGCACCAACCCCCAGGCUAUGGGCCGACCUCUGCUGUCAGACCAGCAGGCGAUGGGGGCGGAGCCUGUGAUGAGGGAGUUCAUGCCGGACAUCGCGCUCGGCGUCUCGGUCAUGUCUCUGAGGGAGCAGCACAUGGCCGACAUGGACGGCGAAGGCCCUCACAGCCCCAUGGGCCCUUCAGGCCACCACCUGCCCUGCUCUGCUGCGCGCUUCAGCCACGGUUACGGCCCUGGACACGGCCACUCCUGCAAGAGGCACGCUCCAGAACCCAAGCUGGAGGCCCAAGCGGAGUUCCCCGACCUGUACGACUUCUCCUGCAGACCCGCGACCCCGACCUCCGCCCACCCUCUGCCCGCUUUUGCAGGACCGGACCUCUACAGCCACAGCUGCACGCAGUCCGGCUCCUACCCCCCUCCUUACGUUUCUGACUGCCAGAGCCACGGCCACCUGCAGGGACGGCCCGCCCCGGACCCGCUGCGACUGGACGUCCUCAGCUUAAAAUCCCAGAGACACGACGGCGUCCUCUCCAGUCCGUCCGGACCGCCGCCGAGGACAGGUCAGUUCCCGAAGGGGCGACCGAACGAGACGGACCUCACCCACGGUUUGGGUCACCUACGCUCCCCCAGCGGGAACAUGGACGGCUACGAGGACAGACCCAGAGACGCUCCAGAGGAGAUGAUUCUGGGCGGAGACCCGUCGGGUCCGGUUCCGCUCCAGCAGUCUCACAGGAACAGUAUAGGCGAAGAACUCCUCAGAGACCGCAGAUCGCCCAGCAAACCGGACUACCCCUAUAAGAAAUCUGCACUUUAACCCCAGUUCAGGAGGCGGGGUUGAGUUGGGAAAAGGGAAAAAUGCGAUGAGCACUAAGUGUGUGUGCGUGCGUGCGUGCGUGCGUGCGUGCGUGCGUGCGUGCGUGCGUGCGUGCGUGUGUGUGUGUGAGAGUACAAGAGUCAGAAAAGGGUUGUAGCUAGCGUUGGGCAAUUAUUUUUCAUAUCCGAUUUUAAGGAAGUUUAGUUUACUUGCCUACACUUCUAAAAGCAAAAUAAAUAUUUUCAAAAUGAUUUAUUUCAAUA